AGGUGUGCCAGAUGCCGGGGAAGUCCCCUAAGGGAUGGCCUGAGACCAGGCCCUACCGCUGCCUGGAGCAGUUUGUAAGCAAGGAAGACUGGGAGCUGCAUCGCAGCAACACGCACGUUGCUUCCGUUGCCUGCGGGGUGGGCAACUGCCCCGAGUUGUAUACCCCUGUCCAGGUUGAGGAGCUCGCCUUCCACCGGCGGAGGCACCUCAACCUGGGGACAGAAGAGCCCUCGCGAAAGAGGAAGAGGACGGAAGACGAUGGGGAUGGCACGGGGCAGGAGCUGGGGGUCGAUCCCGCGUCGAUCUCGGCGCCCCGGCUCCAAGCCG
Messenger RNA from Owenia fusiformis, 327 nucleotides. Lineage: Eukaryota; Metazoa; Annelida; Polychaeta; Sabellida; Oweniidae. The record is from the annotation of a GenBank genome assembly.